CCCUACUUUCUAGCUUAGAUAUUUUUGGUUUGUUAGGCUAGAUAUUUUUGGUUAGUUAGGCAGCUCAGUAUGGUGUGUAUAUAUAUACUUUGUUUCCUUUUCUCUGGGACGACGGAUCAGAAUAUGAAGCUUGAAUAACAUUUCCAUUUUCUUCUUCCCUGAGUUCUUCUCUGUUCUCUUUCUGUUCACAACUUUAACAUGGUAUCAGAGCCAUGCUUUAAUGGUGUUAUCAUUUCCGAUUCAACCUGAAUUUGUCAAAACUCGAUUCCAUUCCUCAUUCCAAAUCAAAAUCUGAUUCGAAGGCAUGGCGGAACCAGUGACUCGUUCUUCAAUCGAUCCACAGAGCGAGCUGUAUCUACAUCCAACGGAGACGCCUAAUUUCUCUCUUGCUUCUCAGAAGUUGAAUGGCGACAAUUAUGCACAAUGGAAACGAUCGGCUGAGAUUGCUCUGAGUGCGAGAAACAAGCUUGGAUUUGUGGAUGGGAGCUCGAAGGCACCAGAACCGAAUUCUCCUCUGCUCAAUCAGUGGAAGCGAUGCAAUAAUCUGUCAGACCAAUGCACCUAGACUGUUUCAAUUACAUAAGGAGAUAAUUACACUGGUUCAAGGAUCGGACUCUGUGAGUGAAUAUUUUACUAAAUUGAAGGGGCUUUGGGACACUUAUCUGACUAUGGUAACUUUGCCUCACUGUAAAUGUGAUGGAGCUGAGAGCUAUUCCAAAUUGCUUCAAAAUCAACACCUGAUGCAGUU
Molecule: messenger RNA, 748 nt
Organism: Cuscuta campestris
Lineage: Eukaryota; Viridiplantae; Streptophyta; Magnoliopsida; Solanales; Convolvulaceae
Source: the annotation of a GenBank genome assembly